Chlamydomonas reinhardtii is the source of this 3184-nucleotide messenger RNA. RefSeq lists its product as uncharacterized. Bases 82 to 2520 code for a protein of 812 amino acids. Gene Ontology annotation, molecular function: protein kinase activity; ATP binding. The transcript has 12 exons. Lineage: Eukaryota; Viridiplantae; Chlorophyta; Chlorophyceae; Chlamydomonadales; Chlamydomonadaceae. Gene Ontology annotation, biological process: protein phosphorylation. The record is from RefSeq and is a predicted model, not a curated record.
GUGUGUCCCGAAAUGCUCUAGCGGUAACUGGGUAGCAGGGUUGGGCCCAACGAGAUAGAGCGGACGACUUAGCGCUGUGAAAUGGAGAAAUACUUGGACCUUACGGCGAUCGGGCAGGGCCAGUAUGGCACAGCCUAUCGUGCCAAGGACAAGUAUGAUAAUCAGCUGUACUGCAUCAAGAGGAUCCCGAUGUCCGCCAAGGAUGACCAUGCGGGGGCAUUGCGUGAGGCCCAGCUGCUUGAUUCGCUGGACCACCCAAACAUUAUCAGAUACCGUGAGUCCUUUGUCGACAAGGACGGCUCGCUGUGCAUCGUUACCAGCUUCUGUGAGGAGGGUGACCUGUUCAACCGCAUCCGCAAGAAGGCAGCGGCUAAGGAGUACUUCACGGAGGACGAGGUCAUGAACAUGUUUGUGCAGAUUGCUUCGGCAAUCAGCUACAUCCACUCCAAGCGCGUGCUGCACCGCGACCUCAAGACCCAGAACAUCUUCAUCGCCAAGGGGGGCAUCAUCAAGCUGGGCGACUUCGGUAUUUCAAAGGUGCUGGAGCGGACGGACUCGUUCGCCACCACAGUGACGGGCACGCCCUACUACAUGGCGCCUGAGAUUUGCACGAACCAGCCGUACACCUACAAAAGUGAUAUCUGGUCGCUGGGCUGCGUGCUGUACGAGCUGUGCACACUCAGGCACGCUUUUGCCGCAGACAGCCUGCUGUCGCUGGUGUACCAGAUCGUGCGUGGCAACUUCCCCCCCAUCCCCACCGACCAGUUCAGCAACGGGCUCAGCGACCUCGUAAACCGCCUGCUGUGGCGCGACCCCGCCACACGCCCCUCCCUCAGCGAGGUGUUUAAGCUGCAGUUUGUGCAAAAGCACCUGGACCGCUUCAAGGGGGAGGAGCAGCGCCGCAACCUCAAACAGUCCACCAGCAUUUCGCGGCGCAAGCAGCUGCUGGACGCGCAGCCGGGGCCCGGCUACUCGGAGUACGACGGGAACCUGACGCCGAAGCAGAAGCUGGAACGCAAGAAGCAGGUGGACCGCGAGCGGCGCGAGCUGGAGAUGCGGGUGGCGGCCAUGUCAGCCAACAAGAACCGGGAGCAGGUGGCGGCGCGCAAGAAGGAGAUGAUCUACGGCUCCAACGUGGGGCUGCCGGGCGCGCAGGUGCAUCACCAGCCGCCGCCGCAGGAGCGGGGCUUCGAGGACGACGACAUGCCCAACUUGGGCUCCGUGCGCAUCGACGACGGCCCGCGCGCCGCCGCGCCGCCCACGCGCCCCGGCAACCGCAGCAUCUGGGACGUGGAUGUGCCGGAGCCGGGGCCGUCGGUGAACCCCUACGCCGCGACGCUGCCGUCGCAGGCGCGGCAGCAGCAGCAACAGCAGGCGGCGCGGCCGCAGACGUCGCAGCAGGGCGCUCGGGCGUCGCCGGCGGGGAGCGCUGGGCGGCCAGGGGCUGGGGCGCCGCUGCAGCGGCCGGCCACGACGCAGGGCGGCUCACGGGGGACGCCUGGGGCGUACGGCGGCGGCAUGUGGGACGACAGCGAUGACGUGCUGCAGGGGAGCGUGCGGGGGACGCAGCGCACCGUGCGGGCAGGGCUUCAAGGCACGGCCAGUGCGAUGGAUGCGGGCGGUGGCGGCGGCGGCAACAACGGCUGGACGUAUGGGCGCAAUGACGACAUGCCCAACAUGGGCACCGUGCAGUUCACGCAGGGGCCGGGCUCCUCGGCCUUCGGCGUGGGCGCUCGCGGCUCGCCGGCGCGGCCGCUGGAGUACACGGCCGGCAACCGCACCGGCGCCUCCGACAGCCCCCUGAUGGGCUCGGUGGUGCUGGGCAACACACGGACCAUGGGGGGCGUGGGCGCGGGCGCGGGCGCCAGCGCGGGCCGGCCAGGCAGCGCCCACAGCCGCGGCGGGCCGGGCGGGAGCAUCCUGUCCGCCGGGCCGGAGCGGCCGGCGUCGCCGUACACCGGCGGCGCGCCGCCGUACGGCCAUGCCCGCCAGUCGCCGGCACCGGAUGCGCGGCGUCCGGCGGCGCAGUAUGGCACGCCACCGGGCGGGAGAGCGGGCGGCGGGUACGGGGCGGCGGCGGGCGGCAGCCACCACGGGCACGGGCAUCACGGCUCUCAUGGCCACGACGACGAGGACGGCUACAGCGAUGACUUCGAGGAGGACGACGACGACGAGGGCGUGGUGCAGCAGCGCAACCGCAUCAUCGCCAAUGUAGAAGACAUGGCGAACCGCGGGUACGACGGGCGCGACGGCAUUGCGGCGGUGCAGGAGCGUGUGCUCAACACGGGCGCCAAGCACGACAAGGCGCGCAUGCUGCGGGCAAACUGCGAGCGCGACCUGGGGUCCAAGUUCAGUGCGGUGUACGACUACCUCAGCCGAGUGCGCAGCCAGAACCCGCCGCCGGAGGAGCGGGAGGUGCAGCGGCGGCUGUUGGAGAUCGUGGGCGACAAAAGCAAGAUGAACGGCACGUUCCAGGUGGACCAGCUGGUAUUCACGGAGCAGAUGUAUCGCGAUAGCUGAAGAGGGGGAGGGGGACGAGGAGCACAAUAACGAGCGUGUGUGUCGGCAUGCAUCUUGAGCAGCGGCUGAAACUAGGUGGUGUUUGUGGGGCAGUGCUGGCAGCGACAUAACCGACUAUGCAAAUAGGAGUGACGUGAGGUGGUGGAGCCGGGAGGCGGGUGGAUAGGGUGGGUGGGUGCGGUGAAGCGCGCGUGUGCACCAGCGCGAGUUCGGAACAUGCAGUCGUAGUCUGGUGGAGCUGGUGGGUGCAUUGUAGGGCGGAUUUCUGCUGGGUGAGGUACUGGUGCUGCGGGAGACUGCAUUCACCGAAGGAUGGAAUGGGCUCGAAUGUGGUGGAAUGCUGCAGGAUGCUGAAUUCAUGAGCAACGGAGCUCUAUCUGACGCGGUACAGUGUGGCAAGCACGGGUUCCUAUGGUGCCAAGACUUGUCACGUAGCAAGCUCACCGCAACGGGUAAAAUCUCAGGGAACUAGGGAACGCUACACCUAUACACCAAUAUGCCUGCUCUCCAAGGCAGUGCCGCUGGGCGUACUGGUUGGUUUUGCCUGGGGCCCCGGGCCUGCAGCGCACAGAACUUCUAGGUGCAGGUGUUUGGGCGUGACGGCCAGGGGAGUCGCAGAGGGUCGCAGGCACAGGCAAGUCCGCGAGUGUAAAAGGGCACGCAU